This is a messenger RNA of Pleurotus ostreatus (oyster mushroom), 480 nucleotides long. RefSeq lists its product as uncharacterized. The transcript has a single exon. NCBI's taxonomy places the organism in Eukaryota, Fungi, Basidiomycota, Agaricomycetes, Agaricales, Pleurotaceae. Bases 1 to 480 code for a protein of 159 amino acids. The record is from RefSeq and is a predicted model, not a curated record.
AUGCCAGCACAGAACGAAUAUACACCACCCAAAUCAUACCACUCGCUCUGCUCGACCUACCUCACAAGCAAACUCAACACUCGAAGACAACUCGUCGUUAUAGAUCACCCUGAGAUCCCCAUAGCAUCCCUUGGGUUUUUCGAAACUGUCACCCCGACUGUGCCGGAAGAGAUGCUACAGGCUAUCUUGGGCAAGUUGAAGGGGAGUGGCUCCAUUACGAAUAGCGGGCGAAUGCACGGCUUCGCCUCGAAUGAUCCCAAGGAGAGCGAGCAGCUUGAGAGCCAUGUCUUCGCUCAUGUGCACAAAUUCUCGGAGGCGAUUAUACUUGCAGGCGAGCAGUACACAGGGCAACAAACGUGCAUGAUAAUGACCAACACUGAGAGAUCGAACAACUCGCGCCCCGAUCGUUACGGGAGCUCCGUCUUGCGCAUUACACAAAAGAGCAGCAAGUUCCAGAGGAUGAUUUAUGGAGUGGCAUGA